Molecule: messenger RNA, 702 nt
Organism: Etheostoma spectabile (orangethroat darter)
Lineage: Eukaryota; Metazoa; Chordata; Actinopteri; Perciformes; Percidae
Product: RNA-binding Raly-like protein
Cellular component (GO): nucleus
Molecular function (GO): RNA binding
Source: RefSeq, a predicted model, not a curated record
AGUGUCCUCAGGGCAGAGAGCUCAGUGUGUCGGACUCUCCUCACCGAGGUUCUGUCAGCAGUCUGGAGAGAGAAAGUCCUGAACCAGGAGAGGCCAGCGAGGACGAGCCACUGCACUACCAGCCCUACUACCCCCACAGCUACCCCCACAGGAUAAAGCAGCAUCCGUCUGAUCUGGAGGACGAUCUGUGACGCUGCAGCUCAGAUCCCUCCAGGAACAGGAGCUGGGAUCGGUACCAGCUGGGAUGGAAGAAGCUCCGAGGAGGCGUUCAUGGAACCGUGAAGAGCAUCGGACGGACUCUCCUCCUCCUCCGGCCCUGAAUCCGUCUCUCUUCUGCCCGCCACUGUCACUUAUGAUGACAAACUCCCCAACGUGCCCCCCAUACAUCGCUGACUCUGGUCCACUUCUGAUGACAAACUCCCCAACGUGCCCCCCCAUACAUCGCUGACUCUGGUCCACUUCUGAUGACAAACUCCCCAACGUGCCCCCCAUACAUCGCUGACUCUGGUCCACUUCUGAUGACAAACUCCCCAACGUGCCCCCCAUACAUCGCUGACUCUGGUCCACUUCUGAUGACAAACUCCCCAACGUGCCCCCCCAUACAUCACUGACUCUGGUCCACUUCUGAUGACAAACUCCCCAACGUGCCCCCCAUACAUCGCUGACUCUGGUCCACUUCGGAUGACAAACUCCCCAACGUGC